AUGACAGAAAUCCUGAAAGAUGUCAGAGUACACAUAACCAGCUAUGGUUGUUCCUCUGAGACCCAGGGGUGGAGGGAACGGGAGAAUCGGUGUUUGACACUGUUAGAAGAAAAAAUUGAUCGUGGCAGAAAUGCCCGUUUUCAGGAGUUAAGACUCAAAUGCAUUGCAUCACCCAAAGACAAUGAAGAGCGCGUGUUCCGGGAGCGUAUGCGCCCCAGAAAGCGGCAGGGCGCUGUGCGACGCAGAGUACAUCAGGUUAAUGGACACAAGUUCAUGGCCACCUAUCUUAGACAACCAACGUACUGUUCACACUGCAGAGAUUUUAUAUGGGGUGUAAUAGGAAAACAGGGAUACCAGUGUCAAGUUUGCACUUGUGUAGUCCACAAGAGAUGCCAUGAACUUAUAAUAACGAAGUGUGCUGGCUUAAAAAAACAGGAAACUCAUGAUGAGCAAGUGGGAUCCCAGCGUUUCAGUGUCAACAUGCCUCACAAGUUCAGCAUUCACAAUUACAAAGUGCCCACCUUCUGUGACCACUGUGGUUCAUUGCUCUGGGGUCUUUUGAGACAAGGUUUACAAUGCAAAGUUUGCAAGAUGAAUGUACAUCGACGCUGUGAAACAAAUGUGGCACCAAACUGUGGAGUAGAUGCUAGAGGCAUAGCUAAAGUUCUUGCAGAUCUUGGAGUCACUCCAGAUAAGAUCACUAAUAGUGGGCAGAGGAGGAAAAAGCUAAUUGCAGGUGCAGAGACUCAACAACCGGUUCCUGGAAGCGCAUCAUCAGAAGAAGAUAGGUCAAAGUCAGCACCAACUUCGCCAUGUGAUCAAGAAAUCAAAGAGUUGGAAAACAACAUUAGGAAAGCAUUAUCAUUUGACAAUCGGGGAGAGGAACACAGGGCAACAGCUACAACGUCAACAGACAACCAGCUUAACAAAACUGGGGAGAAUGGUGAAAAUGGGGAGGUCAAACAGGCCCAGACCAAGCGAAUAGGCCUCGAAGAGUUCAACUUCAUCAAAGUAUUAGGGAAAGGCAGCUUUGGCAAGGUAAUGUUAGCUGAGCUGAAAGGAAAAGAUGAAGUAUACGCAGUGAAAGUCUUGAAGAAAGAUGUCAUACUUCAAGAUGAUGAUGUAGACUGUACAAUGACAGAAAAGAGAAUUCUGGCAUUAGCACGGAAACAUCCGUACCUAACGCAACUUUACUGCUGCUUCCAGACAAAG
Eurypyga helias (sunbittern) is the source of this 1212-nucleotide messenger RNA. RefSeq names its product protein kinase C epsilon type-like. Gene Ontology annotation, molecular function: ATP binding; protein serine/threonine kinase activity. Lineage: Eukaryota; Metazoa; Chordata; Aves; Eurypygiformes; Eurypygidae. The record is from RefSeq and is a predicted model, not a curated record. The transcript is spliced from 9 exons. The annotation marks the transcript as partial. Gene Ontology annotation, biological process: protein phosphorylation.